AUGCGAGAGCUGACACGACGAGAAAGUGGCAGCUGGACUGGGAUAGCACGUUUCGUUAUGGUUGGACAGAAAACACGGAGAGUCAACUUCCAUCUGACACAGAUCCUGUCAGGCCAUGAUUGCUUCAGGAAGUAUCUGCACCGAUUCGGCCACGCAGAGUCCCCACUUUGUCCGCCCUGUCCGAACGAGGAGGAGACACCGGAGCACGUGGUAUUCAACUGUCCACGGUUCAUGGCGGAACGUAGCGAGAUGCAAGCGAGCAGUGUUGGGAAUCUAAACGCAAACAACAUCAUUACGGAGAUGUGCCAGAACGAAGUUACGUGGAACGUGGUGAAUAGGACAGUCGUUGCAGAUCAUGUCAUCGCUGCAGCAAAAAUGGCGGGAAGUUCAGAGGAUGGCUAA
This is a messenger RNA of Aedes albopictus (Asian tiger mosquito), 402 nucleotides long. RefSeq lists its product as uncharacterized. Bases 1 to 402 code for a protein of 133 amino acids. NCBI's taxonomy places the organism in Eukaryota, Metazoa, Arthropoda, Insecta, Diptera, Culicidae. The record is from RefSeq and is a predicted model, not a curated record. The transcript has a single exon.